Messenger RNA from Aspergillus bombycis, 534 nucleotides. RefSeq lists its product as uncharacterized. Lineage: Eukaryota; Fungi; Ascomycota; Eurotiomycetes; Eurotiales; Aspergillaceae. The transcript has 3 exons. Bases 1 to 534 code for a protein of 177 amino acids. The record is from RefSeq and is a predicted model, not a curated record.
AUGCUAGGCCAGAAUUCGGAUGAGAAGCCGCCACCUCAUGUCCAAGAUGCUGAAAUUGAUGAAGAUGUGGAAACUCUUGAAGGAUAUAUAAUGAUUGCAGUCCAGAUGAGAGCAAAGAUCCUCAAUCUUCAAGAAAAGGCCAAGGUGAGCCUUUUUGCAACCUCUCGGUUUAUCUGGGAAGUUGAGAGAAAGUUUGAGAAAGCUAUCAGGCUUGAAAUUCGCGCCACUGAUGUAGAUGUGCAAAUGUACCUUCAUCACCAAUUGCAGACCUGCCCAUCCUUGAUUUCAACCAACGAUAUCCUCAAGGAAACAAUAGCCAAGAAGAUCAUGCAAGCAGUUGAUGGAAUGUUUCUUCUCGCGCGUCCUUGUGUUGCCUUCCUGACCGCUGAGACCACACCCAAGGCAAUAAAAGUGGCACAUCAGGAGUGGAAAACUAUGAUCCAGGCAGCGGAUAACGACAAGAGGUCCAAAGUACUAGACAAUGUUUAUGAACAAGCCAUGCUGCGGGUUCAAGGCCAAGCCAAAGACCGCUAG